UUGUUAUCUUAGCGUUCUAGUUCGUUAGUUGACUUUACAAACCUUUAAGUUGUUUUGUUGGGACGAGGAGUGCAAUUAUAACUCCGAUUAUCGUAGUUUACAGUAUUUUCGCCAAAUAAUGGACACAUUUGAUGUAUCUAAUAGAAAUAGUUGGUAUUUCGGCUCAAUGUCACGUCAGGAAGCAACAGAAGUACUGAUGAAUGAAAGGGAGCGAGGCGUGUUUUUAGUACGAGAUAGUAACUCUAUUGCUGGUGAUUACGUUUUAUGUGUAAGGGAAGAUACAAAAGUUAGUAAUUACAUAAUAAAUAAAAUUCAGAAGAACGAAAACAUUGUAUAUCGCAUUGGGGACCAAUCUUUUGAAAAUUUGUCGAAAUUGCUUACAUUUUAUACUUUACAUUAUUUAGAUACAACUCCUUUGAAACGGCCAGCUUCGAAGAAAAUAGAAAAAGUAAUUGGAAAAUUUGACUUCGAGGGAACAGUAAGUAGAAUAACACUAAGUUCUAAUAUAUUAUAUAUUUGUUUUACUAUUCACAUUAAACGCGAAAUGGACAGCCAUAUAUUUGGCUAGAAAA
Messenger RNA from Teleopsis dalmanni, 572 nucleotides. Its product is annotated as adapter molecule Crk-like. NCBI's taxonomy places the organism in Eukaryota, Metazoa, Arthropoda, Insecta, Diptera, Diopsidae. The transcript is spliced from 3 exons. The record is from RefSeq and is a predicted model, not a curated record. Bases 119 to 568 code for a protein of 149 amino acids.